AUGGGUAAAAAGAGAGUUGGUGCUUUGGAGAAGGUUGAUGCGGAUCUUCCAAAUUUACAAUACAAGAUUCGAAGAGAUCCAAAAUCAUACGCAGAAGAUUUCCUAAAUCAAUAUGGACAGUACCAAGCACAAAGAGAUAUUUUUAUGUCUUCUCCUUCCACUGCGACAUCCGGCGGCAUCGUAUCAUUCCACGACCUCAUCGAUUUCGUCGCACAUUGUUCAGACUGUUUCCCAGAAGAUACCGCAGAGUUCCCAGAGGAUCUCAAGCAGAUUUUAACUUUACACCAUGCCGAACUUGAAAGCGAAUUGCGUGAGAAGAUCGUUGGUAGUUUGGUACUAUUGCGACGAAAGGAAGUAAUUGAUUCGGCCAACCUUCUCAAUACAUUGUUUCCAAUAUUGGUAGCUACGCCUAGUAAAACACUCCGAACACUACUAUUCCAGAAGAUCCUGUCAGACCUACGAACUUCGAACUCGAAGAGCAUAAAUCAUCGUCUCAAUCGAACAAUGCAGACAGCACUGUUCAAUCUGCUCACCUCCGACCGAACAUCUUCCAAAGGAAUCUGGGCUGUCAAAAUUACGAGAGAAUUGUGGAAACGACAGAUCUGGACAGAUGCGAAAGCUGUUGAGAUUAUGAAGGAAGCUAGUUUGUCAGAUAAUGAGAAGGUUAUUGGCGGUGGAGUACGGUUUUUCUUGGGAGGUGACAAGGAAAGAGAAGAAAUGGAGGAUGAAAGCAGUGACGAAGAAGCCAUUGAUAUUGGUAAGCUGAAGCAUCAAGUUGGUAUCAACAAAAAAACAAAGAAGAAGACGAAAACGUUGGAGAAGGCCGUCGAAAAGGUACGAAGGAAGGAAAAGAAGAGCAAAGCACCCCAUCCACUGAAUUUCUCCGCCCUGCAUCUCUUGCAUGAUCCCCAAGGUUUCGCCGAAACCCUGUUUUCAAAACACCUUCAGAACUCGAAGUCGAAACUCAACCUUGAACAAAAACUGAUUGUCCUACAAUUGGUUUCGCGACUUGUUGGCUUGCACAAGCUUACUGUAAUUUCAUUAUACUCGUACUUUACCAAGUACCUCACACCACGACAACCAUCUGUAACUUCAUUUUUGGCAUCUCUAGCUCAAGCAACGCAUAAUCUUGUUCCACCCGAUGCUUUGGAGCCUUUGGUACAGAAGAUUGCCAAUGAGUUCGUCUCUGAAGCUUCUGCCUCGGAGGUCGCUGCUUCCGGACUUAAUGCUAUUCGAGAGAUUUGCGUACGACAACCAUUAGCUAUGAAUGAUACACUCCUGCAAGAUCUUAUCAUGUACAGAAAAAGUAAAGACAAGGGAACGAUGAUGGCAGCAAAAGGAUUGUUGUCCUUGUAUCGUGAGGUCGGAGCUGAUAUGUUGAAGAAGAGAGACAGAGGAAAGACAGCGACAAUGGGUCUCAAGACCGGAUUAAUCAAAGAAAGACGUUUUGGUGAGGAAGAAGCCGGCGGUAUCGAAGGUAUCGAGUUACUUGAGCAGUGGAAGGAAGACGAAAGGAAAAGGAAACGAGUUGAACGUGGAUUGCCAGAAGAAUUGGGCACGGAUGAAGAAGAGGAUGAUGAGGAAGAUUGGAAUGCUUGGGAUGUUGAAUCUGAUGCUGAUAGUGAUGAGGAUGGUUGGAUCAACGUCGAGAGCGACGGCGAAAUUGAGAUCAGUGAUAGUGAAGAUGAGAAGCCAGCCGCGAAGAAGGCGAAGCUCGAAGUCAAAGCUACCGAAAAGUCAGCGGACGGCACCGAAUUAUCAACAGAAGAUGCCGCGAAGGAGGCUACCGACAAGGCCCUUGAACAGAAGAUCUCCACAUAUGCAACCACCAAAAUUCUCACUCCAGCCGAUCUUGCAAAGCUUCAAGAGCUCCGUCUUGAGGCUAGUGUAAACAAGGCGAUGGGAGGAAGGACACAAUCUCAACGGAUGAAGGACGCAGCUGCAAGACAUGCAGAUGAUGCCUUGACAGCUGAUCAAAUUGAAGGUUUCUCGAAGUUACAAAAGAAUACAAGAGAAGAGAAGAUAGCAAUGGCUAGGGAAGGAAAGGGUGAGCGUAGCGAGCAUAAGUCUACCAAAGCUAUUAGGAGGUCGAAGAAGGAUGCCGAGGGCAAGAGUACUACCAAUCAAGAGAAAUCUCGAAAGAAGAAUUUCAUGAUGACGUUGGGCAAGGCUAAGAGUAAGCAAAAGAGAAGUUUGCAACAGACUAGGAGGGUGCUUAAAGGGCAUAUUGACAGAACUAAGAGAGGUGGAAAGAGAGGAAACAUCGGAUGUUAA
Messenger RNA from Botrytis byssoidea, 2274 nucleotides. RefSeq lists its product as uncharacterized. Bases 1 to 2274 code for a protein of 757 amino acids. The record is from RefSeq and is a predicted model, not a curated record. Gene Ontology annotation, biological process: ribosomal large subunit export from nucleus; ribosomal large subunit biogenesis. Gene Ontology annotation, cellular component: nucleolus. The transcript has 3 exons. NCBI's taxonomy places the organism in Eukaryota, Fungi, Ascomycota, Leotiomycetes, Helotiales, Sclerotiniaceae.